CCGCGCAACUCCUCCGUUGCACCACGACACACAACACACCAAACACCGCCAUAAUGGAUACCGACAUGACUGAUGUCGCCUAUGACAUCGACAUUGACGUCGGUGCAGGUGUUGAAGCAGUUGCACAACAGCCUCAGCAGGUUAUCGAACAAACCAUAGCGACAGAUGACAAAGGCGUACCUGCGGCUUAUUACGAGGACAUUGAGAUCCAAAAGCCAUGGCCAGAAUCCUUGAACCUACAAGGCGUGGGCGACUUCGACCCAAAUGACCCUUUAUACUACGCCAUGGAGCAUUGCGGCGCCGAUCCGCGCGUCAAGCAGCUCCGCUGGGUAAACGAUUCCUCUGUCAACCUCGAGUUCUACAGCGCCCAGGAUGCAGCUGUUGCUCUCGGUAUUCUCACACACGCUGAAGUCAGCGACACGAACUCCCUCGCGGCACAAGCACCCCGCAAAGCGAAACCAUACUCGAAGAAGCCGGAUAGUGUGCUUAUAGUUAGGGAGACGAAUGCGGGAGAUCAGAAACCGAAGGGCGCGGCCACGCGUAGCAGAUACUACAAGCAGAACCCUGAUGUAGCAGAUAACCGCCAGAGGGAACCAAGGCGGAGACCGCCCCCAAAGAAAGACUUUUUGGAUUAUGGCGACGAGGAUAUGGGGUCUAGAGAGCGGGUGCGGAGGAGAAGCAGUGGGGACGAUUUCAUCAACGAUGACUCAGGCAUCGAUCGACGGAGACCUCGCCGAAACGGACAAGAUGGUCGAGACACGCGCGGUCGGGGUGGCAGGCUGAGUCGCGAAGCAGACUCUGGAAGGCUACGGAGCGACGUUGAUAGCUAUCGGCCAGGCUCUAAAAGUCCACACGAACCGCGUCAUGGCCGCUUACGAGGCCGCAGCGCCUCACCAGCCUCGAACGACGAUGGCGAUGGGCGUUUCGGUUUCGCAGAAGAUAACUCGAACGCACGCCACCGUUACCGCAGCCGGAGUCGUAGCCGCAAUACACGCCACCGCCGAGCACCUAGCGGCGAGCGCUGGACCCACGACCGCGCAAGCUACAGUGAUCGAAACGCUGGAGCAUCAGGAGGACGAUGGCAGAAAGAUGCCUCGACGUUUGAUACCUCACCAAUGGGCAACCACCGCCGGUCAGAUGCCAUGGAUGCUUCAAGAACGGGAGGAUCUCUGCUUGCGCGGAUGACAAAAGAUGGACAGCCUGUGGUGCCGCAACAGAAACGCUCGUUGGCGGAUCGCAUUACGCGCGACGAUGAUGGCGAUGAGAUGUUUGGAAGACUAAAGAACGAUGAUCGGGAUCCUUGGGUUAGCGAUUUCUCCGAACCAGCACGCCCUCGCGGCCUAGCCGACCGAAUAUCACGAGAUACUGAGAUCAAUAUUCGUGGACGAGGUCAGGAGGGAAUCAACAUUCGUGGCUCUGCUUCAAGUAAUGGCGCGGCUGGUGGGAUCAAUAUCCGAGGCGUGGCGAGUGGUGCUUAGGAUGCUUAUCUUAAUUCACCGUUGACAACAUGGUGGGCUCGAAUGCGCUAUUUCGAAGGCCUUCAGUGGUGCAAUAGCUGUUGAACAGAAGCUGGGCUAUUGUCCCAAGUCUGGAUUCGGCUGUGGGUAGAACCAGGCAGCAGGAAAGAUUGGAUAACCAUCAUCAAGCAUUACAGGUGUUGGCGCAUAUAUUACUAUACUUUACUUUGUAUUUGCAUCCACUGAUAUCCAUUUGUCUGGCGUCAAAAAUUUGUACCUUUUCAUCGCGGGAACAGUUCAAUAUGGAUCGAUACUGUCUCUCGGCCACUUGUGCAUGAUCUACGAAAAUUAGAGUCAUAUUCCUUGUUAUGGGGUUCAACAGAUUUCCCACUAAGAAUCUUCAUAUACGUCCUACACCU
Messenger RNA from Cucurbitaria berberidis CBS 394.84, 1876 nucleotides. RefSeq lists its product as uncharacterized. NCBI's taxonomy places the organism in Eukaryota, Fungi, Ascomycota, Dothideomycetes, Pleosporales, Cucurbitariaceae. Gene Ontology annotation, molecular function: RNA 7-methylguanosine cap binding; mRNA binding. The record is from RefSeq and is a predicted model, not a curated record. The transcript is spliced from 4 exons. Bases 54 to 1478 code for a protein of 474 amino acids.